This is a messenger RNA of Brassica napus (rape), 1595 nucleotides long. Its product is annotated as pentatricopeptide repeat-containing protein At1g06270. The coding region runs from base 410 to 1438 and encodes 342 amino acids. Gene Ontology annotation, molecular function: protein binding. NCBI's taxonomy places the organism in Eukaryota, Viridiplantae, Streptophyta, Magnoliopsida, Brassicales, Brassicaceae. The record is from RefSeq and is a predicted model, not a curated record. The transcript is spliced from 2 exons.
ACCUAUUGAAUAUAUCCACCGGUUAGUUUUAAAACCCAACACGAGAGAAAAGCGUGUUAAUUGCCAGUCUACUUUGAAGAGAAUCCUUCCUCAUCGUUCUUCAAAUCUGUGAACGACGCAUUAGAUUGAUGAUGAUUCGUAUUAGCGGUUCGUGAUUUACUACCCAGUUCGAUCAGAUUUCGGAAUCUCAAGUGAUUGUCAACUCAUUUGACUUUCUCCACAUUUCGCCGUCCAGUUGUUCGAUGAUAUUCCCCUGUGAAGUAAAAUAUCGUUCCUCCUCGAUCCUAUUAUAGCUUCCUGAUUAUUCUUCCUGGGUUUAGCUUGGAACCUUCCAAAACGCAUUCAGGUUUUGAUUUUAAGAUGUCAAGUUGAUGACUUUACAGUCAAAUCAGAUCUCUGGUGUUACGUAAUGGCAUAUCGUUUCACACAUUUGCGAAAGCCUCUUGCUUAUUCUCCCUCCCGCAGCAUCCCCUUUUCUCGGCAAGUCUCUUCCUUUGAAGCCGUUGAGAAGGCUAUCAAAUGCGCCGUCGAAACAAAAGAGUAUCUCCAGAUCCCUCACCUCGUUGUCUCGCUCAAAGAGCCUUACCAGAACUCAAAGCUCUUCUCUUUCCUCUCUGCUUUCCACCAUCAUCAUAGAAUCAGAGUCAUCGACGAAAUCCUCCAGAGUUUCGUGCCCGUGAGGCCUCGUUCUCUCCCCAAGAUUGUCUACUCCAGCCUCCUCACUUACUGCCUUCAGAGCUCAGAUCCACUUCCUUUGUCCUUUGCGAUUCUACAGCGUACUCUUCGUUCCGGCUGUCUUCCUAAUACUCAGACUCACCUCCUUCUGUCUGACGCUUGGCUUGAACGGCGAGGAAGAGGAUCUCAGUCUGUUGUGGAGAUUAUUAAUGAGAUGAAGUUGAUUGGGUAUAGUCCUGAUACUGGGACAUGCAACUAUUUAGUGUCAUCACUCUGUGCUGUUGAUAAGUUGGAUGAGGCGGUUAGAGUUGUUGAGGAAAUGGGUGGAGCUGGUUGUAUACCUGAUGUAGAAAGUUACGGUGCGGUGAUUAGUUCAAUGUGUUUGGCUAGAAAGACCAGCGAUGUGGUGAAGAUUGUCAAGGAGAUGGUGAGCAAAGCUGGAAUAUCUCCGCGGAAAGGGAUGCUGACAAAAGUGGCAGCAGCUUUGAGAGCCAACAGGGAAAUCUGGAAAGCCAUAGAGAUGAUUGAGUUUGUCGAAAGCCGAGAUUACCCUGUGGAAUUUGAGACUUAUGAGGUGUUAGUAGAGGGUUGCCUAGAGGUUAGGGAAUACAUUUUGGCAGGGAAGAUGGUGAUGAGAAUGACUGAUAAAGGGUUCAUACCGUAUAUCAAGGUUAGGCAAAAAGUGGUCGAGCGUCUGAUUGGCAUUGGUGAAUGGAAGCUUGCCUGUACUGUUAGACAAAGACUUGCCGAGAUGAGGUCUUAGGCACUUCAUGUACUCAUCAGAUUGGUGCUAAAAUUUUGUAAGAGUAGCUACUGUUACGAUACUGUAAUGGAAUUCAAUUCAUACCCCGAACUUGGGAAUAUUAUGUUGUUUCUUGUAAAACAGAUUUUGUUUAAUAGCAGAGAUACGUUUGUCUCCA